Austrofundulus limnaeus is the source of this 1263-nucleotide messenger RNA. RefSeq names its product ubiquitin carboxyl-terminal hydrolase 43. Lineage: Eukaryota; Metazoa; Chordata; Actinopteri; Cyprinodontiformes; Rivulidae. Gene Ontology annotation, biological process: protein deubiquitination. Gene Ontology annotation, molecular function: cysteine-type deubiquitinase activity. The record is from RefSeq and is a predicted model, not a curated record.
GGUACCACCACAGCUUGCCCUCUUCUCCAUACUCUACUGGUCCUGAGGGUCAAAGGUUACCUACGUCCGGGGCGUUAUCAUCAGAGUUUCUCAACCACGGUGUCCCUGUGAAGAUUCUGCUGCUGGUGUGUAAUGCUGCAGGAGCAGGCCAACAGACUGCCAGGUUUGGACCUCCGUUCUUAAUGAGGGAGGAUCGGUCUAUUUCCUGGGACCAACUCCAACAAAGCAUCCUCAGCAAGCUUUAUUACCUGAUGAUCAAUGGAGCUCCAGCUCAGAAUACCAGAGUACUCUUCAACAUCCGUGUGGUGGGAGGAUCACCGUUUUACAGCUACUUGUCACCUCAGGAUGGGCGGCCGCUCUACCAUCCGGCUGUUGACAGAGCUCUGAAGCUCUGCGGCUCAGGAGGYCCUCCUCACGUGAAGCUCAUCAUCGAGUGGGAGCACAGAGUCAAAGACUGCCUGUUUGGAAACAUUCACGAGGAGGUGGUGAAAGACGCGGACAGCGUGAGGAAUCUGCAGCAGCAGCACGUCCAGCAGUUUAGCUGCACCUUGGAUGAGUGCUUCCAGCUCUACACCAAGGAGGAGCAGCUUGCCCCAGACGACGCCUGGAAGUGCCCCCACUGUAAGCAGCUGCAGCAGGGCAUGGUGAAGAUGAGCCUGUGGACCCUGCCGGACAUCCUCAUCCURCACCUGAAGCGCUUCAGACAGGUGGGCGAGAGGAGGAACAAGCUCACCACGUUUGUYCAUUUCCCCCUGGCGGGCCUGGACAUGACGCCUCACAUGGUGAGCCGCAACAACGGCCCACAGCAGGUCCCACUUCAGCCGGGCUGGAAGCAUUCCAGGAGGCCGGACCUGGCUCCUCCGGACUUCCUGUAUGAUCUGUUCGCGGUCUGCAACCACCAUGGAGGAAUGCACGGUGGACAUUACACAGCUUUUUGUCGGAACUCUGUGGAUGGUCAGUGGUACAGUUAUGAUGACAGUAACACUGAGCCGGUUCCAGAAGCAGAGGUGUGCACACGUGGAGCGUAUAUCCUUUUAUAUCAGAAAAGAAGCACCAUCCCUCCCUGGUCUGCGAGCUCCUCACUCACUGGUUCCACCAGCUCAUCAGUCUCCGACCACUGGUUGGUCCGACUCACGGGGGGAAGUGAGAGGGGCAGCGUGGUUUCAGGUGAAACCAAUCCUGCAGCUUUGGAGGCCAUGCAGACUUCAGAGUCUCCUGAGCUGCCAGUCUUUAGAGARGAAUCCAUCAAAAGAACAGAAACAA